Messenger RNA from Myotis davidii, 1419 nucleotides. RefSeq names its product carbohydrate (N-acetylgalactosamine 4-sulfate 6-O) sulfotransferase 15 (gene CHST15). Lineage: Eukaryota; Metazoa; Chordata; Mammalia; Chiroptera; Vespertilionidae. The record is from RefSeq and is a predicted model, not a curated record. Gene Ontology annotation, molecular function: N-acetylgalactosamine 4-sulfate 6-O-sulfotransferase activity. The transcript has 7 exons. Bases 1 to 1419 code for a protein of 472 amino acids. Gene Ontology annotation, biological process: hexose biosynthetic process.
AUGCCAAUCUCGCCUGGAAACAACCUCACAGACAUAACUAGAAACCAGGAGCUGCACCCCCAGCCGCCCGCAGGCAACCUGUCCUCCGCGAAGGACGCCCCGGGCCUGAGGUCAGUCAUCGACAGCAUCGCGGCCAGGAUCGCGUUCACGGCCCGGCAGCUCCCGGGCACAGACGGCCUCAGGAGGCAGGAGCCCCACAUGUUCGCCGUCAUCCCCAGGAAAUUCCUCCCGAGCAGCAGGAGCCCGUGCUGGUACGAGGAGUUCACGGGGCACAACACCUCGGACCCCUACCUGACCAACUCGUACGCGCUCUACUCCAAGCGCUUCCGCGCCACCUUCGACGCGCUGCGCAAGGCCUUCUGGGGACACCUGGCCCACGCGGCCGGGCGCCACUACCGCCUGCGCUGCCUGCCGCGCUUCUACAUCAUCGGGCAGCCCAAGUGCGGCACCACCGACCUGUACGACCGCCUGAGGCUGCACCCCGAGGUCAAGUUCUCCGCCAUCAAGGAGCCGCACUGGUGGACACGCAAGCGGUUCGGCAUCGUGCGCCUGAGAGAUGGGCUGCGGGACCGCUACCCCGUGGAGGACUACCUGGACCUCUUCGACCUGGCGGCGCACCAGAUCCACCGGGGCCUGCAGGCCGGCGCCGCGGGCGACCCGGGCAGGAGGAGCCGCAUCGUCAUCGGGGAGGCCAGCGCCUCCACCAUGUGGGACAACAACGCCUGGACCUUCUUCUACGACAACAGCACGGACGGUGAGCCGCCCUUCCUGACCCAGGACUUCAUCCACGCCUUCCAGCCGGACGCCAGGCUCAUCGUCAUGCUCAGGGACCCCGUGGAGAGGCUGUACUCGGACUACCUGUACUUCGCCAGCUCCAACAAGUCUGUGGAGGACUUCCACGAGAAGGUGACGGAGGCGCUGCAGCUGUUCGAGAGCUGCCUGCUGGACUACUCGCUGCGCGCCUGCGUCUACAACAACAGCCUCAACAACGCCAUGCCGGUGCGGCUGCAGGUGGGGCUGUACGCCGUGUACCUCCUGGACUGGCUCGCCGUCUUCCACAGAGAGCAGCUCCUCGUCCUGCGCCUGGAGGACCACGCGUCCGACGUCAAGUCCACCAUGCGGAGGGUCUUCCAGUUCCUCAGCCUCGAUCGUUUUAUACGCCAGCCGUCCGUCCGGGCCCGCGGUGCCACGCAGGCGCGGUGUCCGCAGGGCCUCCCCGAGGGCACCGCCUGUGCUCUGCUUCGAGGCCUGUUGGUGCCGGUCUGCGUGGUGGCCCUGGAGCCCUCCCCCCAAACCAAAGUGGAACGGGGCGUGCCCCACCUGUGCCCUGCAGAGCCGCGUGCGGGGCCCUGUGCGCCGCCCUCGCUGCGCCCCCUGAGCUGUCGGAACCACGCGAUGCCGUACUUUCUACCGAAUUAA